Molecule: messenger RNA, 1893 nt
Organism: Sordaria macrospora k-hell
Lineage: Eukaryota; Fungi; Ascomycota; Sordariomycetes; Sordariales; Sordariaceae
Biological process (GO): protein phosphorylation; mitotic DNA damage checkpoint signaling
Cellular component (GO): cytoplasm; nucleus
Molecular function (GO): protein serine/threonine kinase activity; ATP binding
Source: RefSeq, a predicted model, not a curated record
AUGGCCGCUUCAAUGCCUGGUGGUCCGUCGCUUGCUUCUUCAUCCACCCCAUCUUCUGGUCCGUGGUUCGACUCUCCCAGCGACCCAAACCACCUUCACCCAGAAACACUCUUUUCUCUCCGAACCUGCUACGGCAUCCUGGAUCCGCCCAAGGAAAUUUACGUAAAGAACGUUCGCUUCUGUGGCAUUGACCAAGGUGAAUCGUCCCGGGAGUUCCUUCUUGAGGUCGGCUACCAUGUACGGCGAACUAAACCAUCCCACGGGUGCGCCGAUGCCGAUGUCGUGGUUACAGUUGGCGAAGACGGCGACAUCUGGCUCCCUACUGACACUCCGCACGUAUUUUCGGUCCUGAUACACCCCGAAACCUACAUGCCUCUCAUACGUGUUAGUGAAAGUCUACCAAUCGGUAGCGUCGUCGUCAUUCACCAUGGUCACGCAGACGGUCUACCCAGAGUUAGGCAGUUUCCACCCCCUAGGUACCAAGUCAACAGCAGGGGACCAGGAGAGUUGAGAGCCUUGACGCCCGGCGAAGACUACAGUGUGACGGUGCAUACUCGAUAUCGCGAAGCGAGGGUUGCCUAUACGUUUGACGUUGUAUGGGGGGACGCGCCCAUUUGGAAGAUCAUGAACAAGGUGAAGGCGGCGUUCGUUCAACACAGUCAAAAUCUGUCCCAUGGCCCGACGUUCGAUUCAUCUGACCGCCCCUGGUUCCAGAGUGUUCAGCUUUGUAGCUCAGAUCAUCACCGCACAGGCGGAGAGGCUCUGGUAAUGAUGGGUACCACUCCCGCCCCACCUUUGUAUGAAUGGAUUGCCAUCAAGAGAUUCACCAAGUCCAAUGCAUGGGGAAAUCGAAAAGCAGCCCAAAACGAGAUCAAGAAACUAAGGCUGAUACGCCACCCUCACAUCGUCGAGUAUUUGGGGGACGAGUUGGAUCGGUUCAGAAACGAUGUGUUCUUGGGCUGGAUGGACGGAAGGGAUAUCGAAGGCAUGAGCUUCGACAUCACAAGCCCUUGGUCACCGACAGACUUGUGGAGUUCCCUCCUUUUUCAGAUGCUUCUCGCACUUGACUAUCUGGCGGCAAGGAACAUCGUCCACGAGGAUGUGAAACCGGGAAACAUUCUGCACAAACGACUUGGCAGCGGCUAUGUUCACUUUCGACUGGCUGAUUUCAGUAACAGCGGAAGAUCAUGGAUUCGCCAGGACACGUUCUUCAGGCCGCUGUUUCGUCCACCUGAGUGGACGAACAUUGUCAAAGAAAGAAAAGGCGGCACGCAACCGUCAGCCGAUAUAUGGGCGUUGGCCAUGACCAUGGUGUGUGUCGCAGAAAGACCGCACGGUUCGACCGUGGCGCACGUCGUGUGGGAUAAGGUGGAAAAGGGGCUCGUCUCGGAAGCUGUCGAAACACUUAGGCAACAAUCCAUCGAGGGAACACAUAAGCUGGUGUUACUGCGGCCUAUGCUAUGCAUCAAUCCGGAUCACAGGGCCACGGCUUAUGACAUGAUCAUUGCCCUCCAGAUUGCCAUGGGUACAGUACAGAACAUGGCAGCUUUAUGGGCUGCGAGUUUCCGGGUAACUCCCGAGAUGGUGGAAAGUCCUCAGACUGAUGAUCCGGCUACUGAUGUGGAACCGGAUAAUGCUCCAGUCUUUCAGGAGGAAGAUCCCCAGGUUGAUGACUCGGCUACUGAUGUGGGAACGGAAGUUGAUGGCGCGGCUCUUGAGCAGGAAGAUCCCCAGGUUGAUGGCUCGGCUACUGAUGUGGGAACGGAAGUCGACGACGCGGCUCUUGAAAAGGAAGGUCUUCGGUAUGAUUCGGCGGUCGAGGUCGGCGUGGGAGUUCUCGGCCUGAUUCCUCAGCCUGAUCACUCAGUUCCUCGAACGGGAAUGGGUUGGUGA